Molecule: messenger RNA, 1039 nt
Organism: Teleopsis dalmanni
Lineage: Eukaryota; Metazoa; Arthropoda; Insecta; Diptera; Diopsidae
Gene: PGAP3
Product: post-GPI attachment to proteins factor 3
Exons: 7
Coding region: 6-986 (326 amino acids)
Biological process (GO): GPI anchor biosynthetic process
Cellular component (GO): endoplasmic reticulum membrane
Molecular function (GO): hydrolase activity, acting on ester bonds
Source: RefSeq, a predicted model, not a curated record
AUAAUAUGAAUUUUAUAAAUUGUACAUAUGUUCAUAUAUUAUUUGUUAUAAUUUUUUUAUUUAUUUCGAACUCUAGUGCUUCAAAUGGGGAUAGAACACAGUUUUUUCGAAAUUGUCGCCAAAACUGUGAACGACAAAAUUGUUCUGCAGAUGGAAUUGAGCUGCAAGAACAAGCUAUUAAAUACUACAAACAAUCUGUAUUCGACAAAGCAUUGCAAUGGACUUGUGCAGAUGAGUGCCAAUAUGGUUGUAUGUGGCGAACGGUAGACGCUUUUUUAGAUAGAGGCUGGAAUGUACCUCAAUUUUAUGGCAAGUGGCCAUUUAUGCGAUUCUUAGGAUUUCAAGAGCCGGCAUCAGUAUUUUUUUCUAUUUUAAAUUUAGUAGUUCAUUAUCGAAUGUUUCAAAAAUUUAGAAGAGAGGUACGACCUGAUAGUCCAUGUUACAGGCUUUGGCAAGUAUUUUCCCUCGUUUCUCUUAAUGGUUGGGUGUGGUCAAUUGUUUUUCAUGCCAGAGAUUUUCCAUUUACUGAACUUAUGGAUUAUGCAUUUGCCUAUUCUAUUGUAUUGGCUACAUUUGCUUGUAUGGUAUUAAGAAUGUUACAUAAAAAUUCAUUAUUUUUACGAGGACUUCUGACUCUAACCUUCUUGUCUUUCUAUGUUAAUUACUUUGCGUAUUUAAGUGUUAACAAAUUUAGUUAUGCAUUAAAUAUGAAAAUAAACAUAUUAACAGGUAUACUAUCGGCUGGUGGUUGGCUUUCAUGGUGCUUUAUUGUACGAAAAAAAUAUACGCACAACAAAAAAAUAUUAAACUUCUAUGUUCUUCUUGCUUUAUCUAUGACUUUAGAAGUUUUUGAUUUCCCACCAAUUCUGUGGAUAUUUGAUGCACAUGCAUUAUGGCAUUUAGUGACGGCUCCCAUAAUUGUAUUAUUUUACAGUUUUAUUAUAGAUGAUUGCAAAAUAUUGCGAAAAGAAAAAACCAAUAUGUAAAUUUUAUAACAUAUUUACCUAAAAUGUUUUGUAUGUUUCUUGAUCUGUUUUUA